ACAGCCCUCUUCUGCUUUGACUACAGCGUUACACUCUCACGGGAGGUUGAAUACAUUUGGAAGCGCGAGUUCAGCACACCGACUUUACUGUUCUACCUGGUUAGGUAUAUGGGGCUUAUCACCGCGGUUUUCGCGGUCAUGGAAGUGACCGGCAUGCUUCCUACUCAUGAUUCUACCCUCCCGAUCCAGAGCACAUCUGCACUGCUACGUGCUUCCAGGUAUGCUGACUACCUCACGUAUGUAGUGUUUGCCGGAUUGAGGGCGUACGCUAUUUCCGGACGGAACAAAUGGGUGCUCGCUAUCGUGCUCGUGCUCGGCCUCGUUAACCCUACCGCCUACAUAGUAAGCUUAAAGCUCACUACUAUGAUAGCUGUCCGUACCAUUUCAUCGAAGUUCUACGUUCCGAUACUCGCUGCUGAUGAAUGCGCAGUCUCGCCAGGAAUCACCCUCGCCCGAGUAUGCGCUGUCGUCGCCGACAUAGCGGUUCUGGUUGUGACCUGGAGGUACAUGCGACCUGCGAUCGUCAUACCCGGUGCAUCGCAGGUGGAUUUGCCGCGCGCGAACGGAAACGCGAUAGGGAGCCUUGCCAAUGUUUUGGUCAAAGACGGUGCGCUCAUACUCUCACGCUGUGUAUCUGCGAACCCAGCUCAACUUCGUGCUGUCUAG
This is a messenger RNA of Trametes versicolor FP-101664 SS1, 666 nucleotides long. RefSeq lists its product as uncharacterized. The record is from RefSeq and is a predicted model, not a curated record. The transcript is spliced from 4 exons. NCBI's taxonomy places the organism in Eukaryota, Fungi, Basidiomycota, Agaricomycetes, Polyporales, Polyporaceae. The annotation marks the transcript as partial.